Messenger RNA from Arachis ipaensis, 2109 nucleotides. The record is from RefSeq and is a predicted model, not a curated record. Lineage: Eukaryota; Viridiplantae; Streptophyta; Magnoliopsida; Fabales; Fabaceae.
UUUGCGUGCACCGUUGCAGUAGCGUCGCAGUUAACAAACGCCAAAGGAUCCAAAGGAAACGAAAGGAGAACACAAAAUGGUUCCUUCGUCCGUACCACCUCUCAUCGUUCCCAAUUCGCAACUUUAGGGUUUUCUGCGAACCCCGCCAUUGGCAAUUUCUUCGAAGAACAAGCUCCUUAUUUGAAAAAUGGAUGGACCAACUGGCCGAGGUAGUGGAACAGGUGUAGACAUGUUUCUGCCAAAUUAUAAGCUGGGAAAAACACUUGGUAUUGGGUCCUUUGGCAAAGUGAAAAUAGCAGAGCAUGUUUUGACUGGCCAUAAAGUUGCCAUAAAGAUUCUUAACCGCCGCAAGAUUAAGAACAUGGAAAUGGAAGAAAAAGUAAGAAGAGAAAUAAAAAUUCUGAGAUUGUUCAUGCAUCCUCACAUCAUCCGUCUUUAUGAAGUCAUAGAAACGCCAACAGACAUAUAUGUUGUUAUGGAAUAUGUAAAAUCAGGAGAACUAUUUGAUUAUAUAGUAGAAAAGGGCAGGCUGCAAGAAGAUGAAGCCCGCAACUUUUUCCAGCAGAUAAUCUCUGGUGUGGAGUACUGUCACAGGAAUAUGGUGGUACAUAGAGACCUGAAACCUGAGAAUUUGCUUUUAGACUCCAAAUGCAAUGUCAAGAUUGCUGAUUUUGGUUUAAGCAACAUCAUGCGGGAUGGCCACUUUCUGAAGACAAGUUGUGGGAGCCCUAAUUAUGCUGCUCCAGAGGUUAUCUCUGGGAAAUUGUAUGCUGGACCUGAAGUAGAUGUCUGGAGCUGUGGUGUAAUUCUAUAUGCCCUUCUCUGCGGCACACUUCCCUUUGAUGAUGAAAACAUUCCAAACCUCUUCAAGAAAAUAAAGGGUGGCAUAUACACCCUUCCUAGUCAUCUAUCACCUGGUGCUAGAGAUUUGAUACCAAGGAUGCUUGUGGUGGAUCCCAUGAAGAGGAUGACUAUACCUGAAAUACGUCAACACCCAUGGUUCCAAGCUCGUCUUCCGCGAUAUUUAGCAGUGCCACCACCAGAUACAAUGCAACAAGCCAAAAAGAUUGACGAAGAGCUACUUCAGGAAGUGGUUAAUAUGGGAUUUGACAGAAAUCAAUUGGUUGAAUCUCUACGCAACAGGAUCCAAAAUGAGGGUACUGUGGCAUACUACUUGUUAUUGGAUAACCGGUUCCGUGUUUCUAGCGGCUAUCUUGGAGCUGAGUUUCAAGAGACUAUGGAUGCUGGUUUCAAUCGUAAUCAUUCCACUGAAGUUUCUUCUCCAGUUGCUGGGCACCGCUUUCCAGGUUAUAUGGACUAUCAAGUAGGAAUGAGACCACAGAUCCCUGUUGAGAGAAAAUGGGCCCUUGGGCUUCAGGUGCAGUGUUUUACUUCUUGGCUAUUUACACAACUGGAUUCAGUGAUAUGCAGUUGUUAUUUCGCUUGUUUUAUUCAUAACCAUUACUUUGGGAAUGACUCCAACAUCAUUGAGAAUGAUGCUGUUUCUAAGUCAAAUGUGGUCAAGUUUGAAGUGCAGCUCUACAAAACUCGGGAAGAUAAGUAUCUGCUUGACCUUCAGAGGGUUCAGGGCCCCCAGUUUCUUUUCUUGGAUCUUUGUGCUGCUUUCCUUGCACAGCUACGUGUUCUCUAAUCAUAGCACCUUACAAGGGAGAGAUUUGGAUUACGCUGCAUCCUAAUAAGAAGCUUACGUUGUACAUAUAACCACUUUUAGAAUGGGUUUUGUCUUGUCUGUAUGUACAUUUUAGUAUUACCCUUGUUUUUUGUUAUGGGUGAUCUUGAUUAGGUGGCAAUCAUAAACAUGGCAUUCGCUUCCUUAAUCAUGGCGUAUUACUAUGACUAUGUCAUCCAUUUUCAUGGUGAAUUGAGUUUCUUCAAUCCCAUGGAAUCUUGGGGUCAUGUUGAAGAACUAACAAUACCCCCAACAGACAUGACUAUUUAUGGUAUUGAACCUAGUUGUUGUAAAUGACUGCUGCUGUUAGCUUGGAAGCAGAGGGGUUUGUGUUUUUGUCUAGGCCUUUUCAUGCUUAGCCUUUUGCCCCCGCUCCCCGUCAAAGGUUUCAAAGCUAUUUGGUUGGUUUGUGUUUUUUU